Molecule: messenger RNA, 360 nt
Organism: Phytomonas sp. Hart1
Lineage: Eukaryota; Euglenozoa; Kinetoplastea; Trypanosomatida; Trypanosomatidae
Source: the annotation of a GenBank genome assembly
GUAAAAUGUCAAUCCACCUUGCUCGAAGUGGGAUCAUUGCAGGCUUCAACAAAGGUCACGUGACUACUCCGCGAGCCCGCCAGCCUUCUUCAAAUGAUCGUUAUGCUGCGCCUCACAAAAAAGUCCGGGCUGUGAAAGCUAUUGUUGCUGAUCUUGUUACUCUCUGUUAGAAAGACGUGUGCAGGAGCUCCUUCGUGUUGGUAAGGAAAAACGCGCACUAAAGUUGUAUAAAAAGCGUCUUGGUAAUUUUACUUCAGCGAAGAAAAAGCGAUCCAAGAUGGAAGAGGUACUGCGCAAUAUGGCGAAGAGGGCUCACUGAUUUUUUUUUACUCAUUGUUUGUAUUUUUUCUGAAAAAAAAA